Onychomys torridus (southern grasshopper mouse) is the source of this 3587-nucleotide messenger RNA. It is a transcript of the gene Sec62, whose product is annotated as SEC62 homolog, preprotein translocation factor. The transcript has 8 exons. The coding region runs from base 43 to 1239 and encodes 398 amino acids. Lineage: Eukaryota; Metazoa; Chordata; Mammalia; Rodentia; Cricetidae. Gene Ontology annotation, biological process: post-translational protein targeting to membrane, translocation. The record is from RefSeq and is a predicted model, not a curated record. Gene Ontology annotation, cellular component: endoplasmic reticulum membrane; endoplasmic reticulum.
CUCCUCGCUCCACGUCAGAAGGAACCGGGCGGAGCGGCCAACAUGGCGGAACGCAGGCGACACAAGAAGCGGAUCCAGGAAGUCGGUGAACCUUCAAAAGAAGAGAAGGCUGUAGCCAAGUAUCUUCGAUUCAACUGUCCAACAAAGUCCACCAAUAUGAUGGGUCAUCGGGUUGAUUAUUUUAUUGCUUCAAAAGCAGUGGAUUGCCUCUUGGAUUCAAAGUGGGCAAAGGCCAAGAAAGGAGAGGAGGCUUUAUUUACAACCCGGGAGUCUGUGGUGGACUACUGCAACAGGCUUUUAAAGAAACAGUUUUUUCAUCGGGCUCUAAAAGUAAUGAAAAUGAAGUAUGAUAAAGACAUAAAAAAAGAAAAAGAUAAAGGGAAAUCUGAAAGUGGGAAAGAAGAAGAUAAAAAGAGCAAGAAAGAAAAUAUAAAAGAAGAAAGGACAAAAAAGGAAAAAGAGAAAAAAAAAGAUGGUGAAAAGGAAGAGCCCAAAAAGGAAGAAACUCCAGGAACUCCAAAAAAGAAGGAAACUAAGAAAAAAUUUAAACUCGAGCCACAUGAUGAUCAAGUUUUUCUGGAUGGAAAUGAGGUUUAUGUGUGGAUCUAUGACCCAGUUCACAUUAAAACAUUUGUCAUGGGAUUAAUUCUUGUUAUUGCAGUGAUAGCAGCCACCCUCUUCCCUCUCUGGCCAGCAGAGAUGAGAGUCGGUGUUUACUACCUCAGUGUGGGCGCAGGCUGUUUUGUGGCCAGCAUUCUUCUCCUUGCUGUUGCUCGCUGUAUUCUGUUCCUCAUCAUUUGGCUGAUAACUGGAGGAAGACACCACUUUUGGUUCUUGCCAAACCUGACUGCUGAUGUGGGCUUCAUUGACUCCUUCAGGCCUCUAUACACACAUGAAUACAAAGGACCAAAAGCAGACUUAAAGAAAGAUGAGAGAUCGGAAACCAAAAGGCAACAGAAGUCCGACAGUGAGGAAAAGUCAGACAGUGAGAAAAAGGAGGAUGAAGAAGGCAAAGUGGCAGCAGGAAAUCAUGGAACAGAAGGCUCAGGUGGAGAGCGCCACUCUGACACAGACAGUGACAGGCGGGAAGAUGACCGCUCCCAACACAGUAGUGGAAACGGAAACGAUUUUGAGAUGAUCACGAAAGAGGAACUGGAACAGCAGACAGAUGGAGAUUGUGAUGAGGAAGAUGACGACAAGGAUGGAGAAAUGCCUAAAUCUGCACAUGAAAAAUCAUAAUCUGACUAGUUUGGGACUGAAGUGCGGCAGGUUGGGUUUUCUGUGUUGGGUGAUCAUCAUAAUGUACACAUGACAUUUGUAGCAUUCUUUAAAUCCAUUUUCUGAAAUGUAUUUGACAUUUAGUUACAGUCAGCCUUUUGUUUCGUAGGACACUGGUACUAUUGGCACAGUCGAAGCCAUUAAUAACUUUAUCCAUCAGAUUAUUUUACAGUGAGUAGGCCUCAUUUUGAUAGUCAUCAAAGAAACAUUGUCUACAGUGACAUUUAGAUUAAGGGCAUUUUUGAUAGUUGUAUGGCUUUUUACUGUUAGACUAAUGGAAAUCACUAAAGAAACUGCAGCAUUUCAAAUUAUGCAUAAGUAUAUAGCCAUUUUGCAGUUUCUUUAUGAUGAAAUGCUUAAACUCAUUGUUCUUAGUAGUUAUGCUUUUGUUUUUCUUCAUGAAAUUAUACCAGAAAAUUCCUUUUUAAGAUUUUGAGUUAGCAGGGAUCAAGAGCAUUUUGUGGAAACAAACCAGCUAGUAACAGUGCAGUAACACUUUUAAUUUAGCUACAAAUUAUCCUUUUCCAACUUAGGAAAUUCAAACUGAAUUGUACAUUCAAUCCAGAGAAAGGUGGUCAUCUCCAACAGAAAGUGAAGAACAGUGAUUGGAAGGUGAGGGCUCUUCCUUCCUCCCAUCUCCUUGUCAUAACAUAAAAUGUAUUCUGUAAAUAAUUUACAAAUAAAACAUUUUAUUUUAAUUGUUACUUAUUAUUUAGACAUUUCUCAACACUUAAAUUUGUAAAACGAAAACCAUGUAAGGGUAUGUUUUUAGAGUUCCCGUAACCCACAGAACAUCUGAUCUUUCUACAGCAGCUUCAGUUAUGUGCCAACAUUCCAUGUAUUUUAAUAUGAGUAAAAAUUAUUCUUAUUUUAAGUAAGAACAGACUUAAAGUAGCUGUUUGUACGCCUUAAUGUUCAUUUUGAUUUUCAAUCCUUACAUCUAGAAAUGGGGACUAUGUUAUCAAACCAGGAGGCACUGCUGUGAGAAACAAUUUGCUGUUCUCAAAUACCAAUUAAAAAUAAAGGAUAUAAAAGAAAACAUAGAAAACCAUUGGACUCUAAUUGCUUCAAACUAGUUCUGCCAUUUUAUUUUUUUACACAGUUUAGUUACAACCUUUUUAAAAAAAAUCUUGUCUACUUACAAGUAUUCAUUCCUUGGAGCUACAGUCUUACACACUGAUAGUGAGCAGUAAUGACUUUGCUUCAGUCACAGUGCUUUUGUUAUAGUUAGUAAGUGGUGGAAUACAUAAGGUCUUCAUCUUUAGGCUGUUUCCCCUCUGAGUGUUUGACUAAAAAUGACUUUUAAUUGUGAGAAAGUGCAUUCUGUGUGUAUUGAAAUCUUAAGAAAUAUGGCUUGAUUGUUUCCUUAGUCUUCCUUGUGUGUGGACAGAAUUGGGGCUGUAAGUCUUUUAAGGUUUUUCUCAAAGCACUGUGCGUUGAUUGUAGUGCCUGGGUAGUUUUCAUCCAUGUUUGCAGAGCCCUGCUACUUCAUUUGCACAGUAAGGAAAAGGAUAAUUACAGCUUAUGAACUUACCAGUUACAGUACAUUAGUACCUUUUUGGGGCUGUGAAAAUGGAACCAGAGUGUUUUAUAACAGUAAAACUGCUUUGUUAACCUUUACUAUUAUGGUACCCAGGCACUCAGUAUUUAUGAUUUAUGUGCAAGUUCUUUAUAUGUCCUGUGUCUAGUCUAAAAAGUGAGGAAUGCUAGCUACAAAGUCCACCCAUAUCAAUAUAUGUGUGGAUUUCUACAGAUUACUAGUAACAUUUUUAUAAAUAUUUGAUGACCUUUGGGGGGAAUAUUCUUACUGUAGUUAAAUAUGAACUAGAAAUUUCAGCUUAAUUUCUAUUGUAUGCUUCAAGGUUGAACACUUUAAACAAAUACAAAAGUCUAAAUGCUUCCUCUGUCCAAGUCUUCAGAAGUCUUUGUUGGCUAACUAAAUAUCCUUGUGUCCAAGCAUGGAGAAUUGUUUACAAUAGCCAAUGGAGUGGGGAUUCCUAAAAAAUGAUUUCGUAUGCUGCUGUUAAGUAGAAGCACAAAGCUUUUGAGUAAUGUGGGAUUUAUUGUGGAGUGUGUGUAUAUUGGCCUAAGCAGAAUUGAAUUAAUGAGGGCCUGAGUCCAGAUGGAAGAAUAGUGCAUAUGUGAAUGUUCUCAAAAUGAACGUAUUAUUAUAUAGGGUGCUUUUCCUUUUCCCUCCUACUGAAUUCUUUAAUUUUUAAAUUAUAAGGCCUUCUAGAGAAUGUUAAUUGAUAAUCUCAAUGAAUACUACUCAGAAAGUAAUAAAUUUUAAUAUAUUAUAUUGAAAUAUG